Molecule: messenger RNA, 1824 nt
Organism: Miscanthus lutarioriparius
Lineage: Eukaryota; Viridiplantae; Streptophyta; Magnoliopsida; Poales; Poaceae
Source: the annotation of a GenBank genome assembly
AUGCCGCCGGCGCCCACGCGAUGGCGGCGCGGGGGCCGAUCGCCACCGCGUCUCCUUCACCGAGUCCUCCUCGUGGCCGCCUUCUCCGCUGCGGCCCUCAUGCUCCUCAUACUACUCCAGCACAGCCACGGCCCUAACCCCCCAAAUCCCUCCGCCGCGUCCCGCGCCCGCGACUCCUCGGGGGAGCUCCUCGACGACUCGCCUCCCGCGGAGCGGGAUCCGGAGGCUGGUGACUCGGCGGUCGCCGCUGACGGUUCCGCGUGCGCGACGGUGGAGAGGAUGGGGGAGGAGGCCGCGGGCGCUGGGCGGGGCUCUCCGGAGCAGGCCAGCCUGCGGGUCCGCGAGAUGAUUCGGCGCCACUUCGAGCUCCACGGAGCAGAAAGAGUGAGAACGCUUCCUGCCCAUGAAUUCUGCAAACAAGGCUUUGUGUUGGGGAAAGCAUCUGAAGCUGGAUUUGGCAAUGAAAUGUACAAGAUCUUAACAGCAGGAGCCUUGAGUGUCAUGUUAAACCGAUCUUUGAUCAUUGGGCAAACAAGGGGACUGUAUCCUUUUGGGGAGUACAUUUCUUAUACCAACCAGUCAUUCACUAUUCAUGAAAUCAAACAUUUGUGGAGGAAACAUCGUUGUGCUAGGACAUACGGUAGAGAUCUGAAUAUCAGAGUGGACAUUUUUGACAAUCCAGCUGAGACGAAUGUUCUGUGUAGUGACUGGAAUAGCUGGAAAGAUCCAAUUAUCUGGUUCGAUGGUGCAACAGAUGCAGUUGGGAUUCAGUUUUUUCUGAAGAAUGUUCAUCCUAAAAUGAAGGCUGCUGCGUCGGCUCUUUUUGGAUUGCCAGACUCAUUGUAUGCCAGGCCUAAUACAUUUGGUGAACUUAUGCGAGCUAUCAUAUCUCCAUCCAGCAAAGUCGAAGAAGCAGUUGACUGGGCUUUGAAGGGUGCGAAUCCAGAUAUUGUUUUGCACACGCGCAUGAUGGCGAAUAGGCCAAUCCGAGCAAGAAAAGCUGCAGUUCUUUGUAUUAAGAGAGCUCUACAGAUUAGCCAUAUCAAGGGUACACCUCUGGUGGCAUUGGUCUCAGACACACCAGCAUUUGUGAAGGAGAUAAAGUCAGACAUCAGUGAGUUUGCAGAGGUACUUUAUUUUGAUUACAAGUUGUUUGCCAAGACUUCUGGUCUGGAGAUAGUUGGAAGUGAUAAGCCUUUGGAUUUUCGUUCAAGAGACUGGGGAUCAGCUCCAAGGUGGGUGGCGUUUGUUGAUUUCUUUAUAGCUGCACAGGCCAGAUAUGCAGUUGUCACUGGAGCACACCGUCGUGUGGGGACCACCUACGCACAACUCAUUGCAGCAUUGGCUGCGGCAAACAGACAUGGUACAUAUGGCUUGUCUUUAAACAUGUCGUCGCUUUUUGCAUUUAGUCCAGUCUUGAACCUUCAACCUAAAUCAGCCUACCCUUUUCUUGUAUACUUAGGUCGAGAGCCUUCAGGCGCCAACUUCACGUUCCUAAGCAGCGUCCACAGUAACUUGCUGGUCGAGGGGCUCUUGACGCAGGUUGGAUGGGGUCAUAUCUGGAACAGAUACGCUGGUCCUCUAAGCUGUCGGCACCAGCCACACCAAUGCGCCUUGACCCCUCUCCUCCCUCCUGCUUGGUGGGACGGUCAGUGGCAAAGCCCCAUUCCCAGGGAUGUGAGGAGGCUACUGGAGUAUGGCGUCCGGUUAUCGAACACUGGGGAGGUGGAUGAGAGGCGCCUCGUGUUGCACUGCAGGUCAAGGAAAGAUCAUGUAAAGAGGUACCAUGUCCUUCCACCAUACAAGAACCCGGCAUCAUCAUAG